Messenger RNA from Rhodamnia argentea, 1099 nucleotides. RefSeq names its product 1-aminocyclopropane-1-carboxylate oxidase homolog 4-like. The transcript is spliced from 3 exons. NCBI's taxonomy places the organism in Eukaryota, Viridiplantae, Streptophyta, Magnoliopsida, Myrtales, Myrtaceae. Bases 1 to 1095 code for a protein of 364 amino acids. The record is from RefSeq and is a predicted model, not a curated record.
AUGACGGGCCUCACCGACACCACUCAACAAGCCUUCGACCGAGCCCAAGAGCUCAAGCAAUUCGAAGAAUCCAAGCUCGGAGUCCAAGGUCUCGUCGACUCCGGCAUCUCCUCCAUCCCUCGCAUCUUCGUCCACCCGCCCGAGACCCUCUCCGACCUCAAGCCCGCCCAGCCCAGGCCCGUUUCGGCCCAUUCGAUCCCUACCAUCGACAUCUCAGGUCACGACUCCGGCUGGCGGCCCUCCGUCAUCGAGGAAGUGGUGCACGCGGCUCGCGAGCUCGGCUUCUUCCAGGUAGUCAACCACGGUGUGCCGAACGAGGUCACGGGCCAUACAAUCGCGGCGGUGAAGGCCUUCAACGAGCAGCCAACGGAGGCAAAGGCUGGGGUCUACAGGAGGGACUUCAAGACCGGGGUCAGGUUCUUGUCCAACGUCGACUUGUUCAAUUCGAAAGCAGCUAGCUGGAGGGACUCGCUCCAUAUAAGGCUGGAGCCGCAACUGGACACGGAAGAGAUCCCGGAGGUGUGCAGAAAUGAGGUGAUGGAAUGGAAUCAGCAGAUCCAACGGCUGGAAGGCAUCCUUAUGGGACUGUUGAGCGAGGGCCUGGGACUGAGUCCCGGGAAGCUCCAGGAAUUGACGCGCCCGGAGCGCCGGACGAUGGUGGCGAACUACUAUCCAUGCUGUCCCCAGCCCGAUCUGACGGUCGGCUUCGUGUCCCACACGGACCCGGGCUUGAUCGCAGUGCUCCUGCAGGACCACCUCCCCGGUUUGCAGGUGAAGCACGGUGGCGUGUGGGUGGACGUGCCGCCCAUCCCAGGUGCUCUGGUUGUGAACAUCGGUGACAUCCUCCAGAUCAUGUCCAACGGAGAGUACAAAAGCGCGGAUCAUCGGGUGCUGGCCAACCUUAACCGAGAAGCACGCUUGUCGAUAGCAGUUUUCUACAACUUGAGCGAUUUGGAGGUGCAGGUCGGACCAUUGCCGGAGCUCGUAUCCUCGGAUAAACCCGCUGCUUUUCGGCAGUUCGCCAUGGGCGAAUACUUGAAGGCUCUCUAUACUGCGCCUUUGGAGGAAAGUAUGUUAAAUUACUUCAGAGCAUGAUUGA